UACCGAGGCGGCAGCGCGCCCGGUUUAGGGGCGGAGGCUGCUUCGUAGUUGCAGCCCUCUUGGGACACUCCACUCCUCAGCCCUCUCCUGAUUAUUCCUCCCGAGUCUUUUCUCUUGAGCUGCAGUCUUCCCUUCAGUGCGGAAGAACAGAGGUGGCCAAGUCUCCCCAGCCCAGGAAGAAUGCCGCAAUAGCACUGGCGGCCGCUCGGUGGAGCGGGGCGGCCUCAACCUAACCCGGGGCGGAGCCUCGGGGGCGGGGCCUCGGCGGGGCGGUCGCUCCGGAGCCGCAAAGUUUGGCUGUGGCGGCAAAUGGGCUUGGGCGGCUCCUCGGCGGGUGGCGGUGGUGGCCGCAGCGGUUCCUCCUGGCUCUGUUAAUGUCGGGGCCAGGCCCGGGGAGGAUGGCGCCCUAGAGCCCGGCCCUGCUGGGGUAGGGGCGGGAGGGGACGGUGGUGGGCACCGGCCAUGUCGGAGGUGACCCGGAGUCUGCUGCAGCGCUGGGGCGCCAGUUUUAGGAGAGGAGCCGACUUCGACUCUUGGGGCCAGCUGGUGGAGGCGAUAGACGAGUAUCAGAUAUUAGCAAGACAUCUACAAAAAGAGGCCCAAGCUCAACACAAUAAUUCUGAAUUCACAGAAGAACAAAAGAAAACCAUAGGCAAAAUUGCAACAUGCUUGGAAUUACGAAGUGCAGCUUUACAGUCCACACAGUCCCAAGACGAAUUUAAACUGGAGGACCUAAAGAAGCUAGAACCAAUCUUAAAGAAUAUUCUUACAUAUAAUAAAGAAUUCCCAUUUGAUGUUCAGCCUGUCCCCUUAAGAAGAAUUUUAGCACCUGGUGAAGAAGAGAAUUUGGAAUUUGAGGAAGAUGAAGAAGAAGGUGGUGCUGGAGCAGGGUCUCCUGAUUCCUUUCCUGCUAGAGUUCCUGGUACUUUAUUACCGAGGUUGCCAUCUGAACCAGGAAUGACGUUACUCACUAUCAGAAUUGAGAAAAUUGGUCUGAAAGACGCUGGGCAGUGCAUUGAUCCCUAUAUUACAGUUAGCGUCAAGGAUCUGAAUGGCAUAGAUUUGACUCCUGUGCAAGAUACUCCUGUGGCUUUGAGAAAAGAAGAUACAUAUGUUCAUUUUAAUGUGGACAUUGAGCUCCAGAAGCAUAUUGAAAAAUUAACCAAAGGUGCAGCUAUCUUCUUUGAAUUCAAACACUACAAGCCCAAAAAAAGGUUUACCAGCACCAAGUGUUUUGCUUUCAUGGAGAUGGAUGAAAUUAAACCAGGGCCAAUUGUAAUAGAAUUAUACAAGAAACCCACUGACUUUAAAAGAAAGAAAUUGCAGUUACUGACCAAGAAACCACUUUAUCUUCAUCUACAUCAAACUUUGCACAAGGAAUGAUCGUGACGUGAAUAACCUGGAACUUCUGUGAAUUUUAUCACUCAGCAGAAACCAUCAUAGCUGUGUGGCUUAUUCACCCUUCAGCGGGCAGGAAGCAAGCUGUGCCCUUGCCGGUAGGCCAGAGUGAGUCCACUGCAAAGCCCUACCACGGAAUCCAGUCUAGCACAUCACUGACAUAGAAGACGACUCCUUUGGAUACAGGCUUAUUGUAGAUUCUGAAACAUGUUUGUACUUUUCUAUUAAUUGUGCAAUUAAUAUUCUCUUUUCUAAUUUACCACUACUCCUGCCCUGCUUCCUGGAACAGCACUGGUGUGGGUAGGAUGUGCUCAUCUUCAAAAUUAAUACAGCAAUAAGAAUGUGUUGGAGUUUACACAUCUGUUCACUUCGGCUCCAGUGUGCUCUUUUUGUUUGUUUUUGAGUUAAUGUCAAACUUUGGGCUGAUGUGGGUAGGAUGGUAUGAAACUGCUUUGAGAGGAAUUGGACUAAUUAUGCUGCCCAAGUUCUGGAGAUUGUUAGGCUGCUCCUCAGAGAUGGCCUAAGUUCACCCUGACUGCAGAGUUUUCCUGCUUAGAAACAGUGUGCCUUGGCCAGGUCAGUAUCCUAUAUGGGAGUGUUCCCAGACUGUAGCUGUGAUUUUUCCAGAUGACCAGAUGGUUUUUCUGAAAGUGAGCAUAUUCUUAGUCAUGUUGAUUAGCUGUUCUUCUACAUCACAUUGUUCUUCUGUCUGAUAGUGAUUCUAGGAUUAAUGAGGGAA
Molecule: messenger RNA, 2137 nt
Organism: Manis javanica (Malayan pangolin)
Lineage: Eukaryota; Metazoa; Chordata; Mammalia; Pholidota; Manidae
Gene: AIDA
Product: axin interactor, dorsalization associated
Biological process (GO): determination of ventral identity
Cellular component (GO): membrane
Molecular function (GO): phosphatidylinositol binding
Source: RefSeq, a predicted model, not a curated record